CAGACAGUGAGCGAAAUAUAGAGGCAAAUAAAGAGAGAGAGAGACAGAGAGAGAGAGUGAGAGAGAGAGAGAGUAAGAAAGAAAGAGAGUGAGCGAGAGAGCUGGCACAGGCUGAGCCAGGCACUGACUGUGUGGACACGGAGGAGUGCGGAGAGAACAGAAACGACAGAGCAGGAGGAGGAGUGAAUGGAUGGAGUGACCCAGAAGGAGGAGAGGAAUGCUGAGCGAACAGACUGACAGAGCGCAAAAGGGAAGAUGAGAGUGGCGUGGCAGCAACAGCAGAGCAAUUAAACAGUGCAAAGGAAAGCAAAGGCUCUCAUGCCGAGCAGCUUCUGUCGCUCGCUUGCGCUCUCUCUCUUUCGAGCAACCAAAGAGGCAGAAGUGAAUCCGUCCAGACAACGAUAAAGGACAAGAGGAGGCACGCGAGAGGCAGGGGGAGGAGCAAGCAUGCUUUGAUUGACAGAGUAAAGAGGAGGGACAUGGAUGCAAAUUGAAGAAUUUUAAUUUCUGGGAAUGGAUAUUUUUAGCAAAGGAAAAACAAUGGAGAAGAAGAUCAAGGAUGCCAUUUCAGUGUAAAAGAAGGAUGGAAAAGGGGAAGGAGAGAGAGAGAGAGUGAGAUGCUGAAUUCGGACCAUGUCAGAACAGAUUCCACAUCAGCGGCAUUCAGCACUCCUGCAGGCAAGAGUCAGUGUGUGUGUGUGUAUGUGUGUGUGAACUAGCACGGAGUACGACCUCUGUAACACCAGGCUUUUGCCAAUGUGCCCCCAUAGUUGAGGACAGAGACACAGAGAGGUAGGAAGGAGAAAAGUUAGUACUGUAUCACUGUCAAAGCCAGAGAAAAAGGGCAAAAAGACAAGAUGAGUGUGAUCAUGGGUUGUGGGGUCAAUUGUAGCUAGUGUUCAGGAAACCCUCUCUCCAGGGAUUGUGGAAAAAGGUCGCACAAGACAGUCCAUUUUACCAACAGGACAGCCUGCCUGGAGACUCUCUCAGAUCCUUCUUUCUUGUGACUCAGCUGGCGCUGCCUUCCACAAUCCGUCUCUUUUUCAUUAUUCUCUCUUACAAUCUGUCUUGCAUCUGUUGAAUAUUUUCUCUCAUUAAGAUCACUUCCCAUGUAACCGCCUCAUUCUUUCCGAUUCACCCGCCUGAACUUUAGGAGAUUUUGGGAGAAUCUCAGAUGCAGAUUGCAGGCUGUCCCCAAGCCCAGACUAAGUCUCGGCACCCUGACCAGUUGGACUGAGGAGGGGAGCGAAAUAGAGAGAACUAGAAAGAGAAAGGUACAGAGAAAAUAGCCUGGGGAUUUUGCCUGAGGGGUUAUAGAGAGUUGCCAGCGGGUAUGAAGACACAUGCUGAAAUUUGUGUACCUUAGGGAGCAGUGUGCUUGUGCGCGAAUGUGUUUAUUCAAUCCAGAAAUGAAGUUUGCAUACAUAUAUUAAAGUGGAAGUCAUAGUAGAGUUGUACACUUCAGUUGAACCUCGAGUAGUUUUGCAGGUGCUACAAUAGUGCGUGACUUGAUUGUUGGACUCUAAAAGUCAGAUUAGUAUUCAGGAAGUCAGUGUUGUGGCUCUCUCUGUGCUCCUGGAGCCCCAUGAGGGCCCCGGCCGUGGAGGCCUGGCUGGGAGAUGAAGCCGUCCCCCCUGCUGCUCUAGCAGCCCUGUGGGCCGUCAUGGCUCUGGAAGGCCGCUGUCUGCGCCCUGCCUCGCCCAUGCCGGGCCAACGCAGGGCCCGCCGUCGCCGCACCCGAGCCGGAGCACCACGAGACAAUAUGUCCCACCUCACCGUGGCCCUCCUAGCGCGGACUCACCUCCACGGAUUGCGGCACAUCUGUGCCCCGUCAAACUCUCUCAGCCGCCGGGCCUUUUGGAUGCUGGCACUCUGUACUUGUCUGGGUCUUCUGGUUUCCUGGUCCUCGAAUCGGCUGCUUCACUGGCUGGCCUUUCCCACUCACACAAGAGUCCACACAGAGUGGGCGAGAGAACUCGCUUUUCCCACGGUCACCAUCUGCAACAAUAACCCCGUACGUUUGAAUCACCUCACUAAGAGCGAUCUGUACUUUGCGGGUCACUGGCUUGGACUGUUGCUGGCCAACCGCACAGCCAGACCCUUGGUACUGGAACUGCUUCAAGAUGACAGGCGAGCAUGGUUUAGCAAGCUGUCAGAUUUCCGUCUUUUCCUGCCUCCACGGCGCUUCGAAGGCACCAGCUUGGAGUUCAUGGACCGACUGGGCCACCAGCUGGAGGAUAUGCUACUGGCCUGCAAGUACCGCGGAGAGCCCUGUGGAGCCCACAACUUCUCUGCUGUGUUUACACGUUAUGGGAAGUGUUACAUGUUUAACGCUGCCGAAGAGGGGAAGACUUUAAGGACUACAAUGAAAGGAGGCACAGGCAAUGGCCUGGAAAUCAUGUUGGACAUCCAGCAAGAUGAAUACCUUCCUGUGUGGGGAGAAACAGAAGAGACAGCAUUUGAGGCAGGAGUGAGGGUGCAGAUCCACAGUCAAGCGGAGCCGCCCUUUGUACAUGAGCUGGGCUUCGGAGUCGCCCCAGGCUUUCAGACCUUCGUGGCUACCCAGGAGCAGAGAUUGACGUACCUUCCUCCUCCGUGGGGCGAGUGUGUGUCCAGAGCCCUGGAUUCAGGCCUCUUUCAGGUGUACAGCGUGUCUGCCUGCCGUAUCGAGUGUGAAACGCGCUACAUCAUAGAGAACUGCAACUGCAGGAUGGUCUACAUGCCUGGUGAUUCUCCGUACUGCACUCCUGAACAGUAUAAGGACUGUGCUGAACCUGCUCUGGCUGCUCUGUCAGCUGUUGAAGGCACAAACUGCAUCUGCAGGAGCCCCUGUAACAUGACUCGAUACAACAAAGAGCUUUCCAUGGUCAAGAUCCCCAGUAAAACCUCUGCCCGCUACCUGGAGAAGAAGUUCAACCGAUCUGAGAAAUACAUCACGGACAAUAUCCUAGUUCUGGAUGUGUUCUUUGAAGCUCUGAAUUAUGAGACCAUAGAGCAGAAGAAAGCAUAUGAGGUGGCAGGUCUACUAGGUGAUAUUGGUGGUCAGAUGGGCUUGUUUAUCGGUGCAAGUAUCCUGACCAUACUGGAGCUAUUCGAUUAUGCAUAUGAGGUGGUGAAGGAGAGACUGCUGGACCUGCUGAACCGAGAGGAGGAGGAAGAGAGUCAUGGAGAGGAUGUGAGUACAUGUGAUCCGGUGGUAAACCACUCCGAAUCGAUUAGCCACACAGUCAGUGUUCCCCUGCAGACCACCCUGGGCACCCUCGAGGAGAUCGCCUGCUGAGCGCCGUUCCCCUCCACACCACCAGGGGGAGCCGGGCCUCUCCACUCCAAUGGGUGAAGGACAGAGGAAAAAGAAGGAAACAGACUGGUUUUCUUUUUCUCAACGUGUCAUCAUUUGGCAUAAACAUGAGAACUCGAAGCCAAGGAGCUUCUCGAGGAACAUGAGGACCCCAAAGUUUCUCACAAACACCAUCUGUUUGUUAUGGACUCAUGAAGGAAAGCAGAAGAUUGUGGACCUGUCAGGACAGUCACUUGUAAACAUAAGACAAACACGAAAACACGAGCAUGUGAGGAACUGCAAAUGCACCCGGCCUCGGCGUGUUCUCUCUCCCCCCAGCCGCCAUUUUGAAGUUUACUGCCAAAACACUGUAAAUUAUUAACAGAGAAAAUGUUGUAAAACUGUUCUAACUGUGCAUGUGUCAGUUUCAUGCGUUACAAUACGGUUUUCUCGAACAUGUCAUUCUCUCUCACGUGUGGAGACGGUUUUGUCUUCUUGUGCUGUUCGUUUGCUAUGUGAUUCUAGCAUCUCAUUUGGCUUUUUGAUGUAUCAGAGAUGCAUCAUAAAACCGAGAGCCCCUUCCUUCCUUUUAUUUUUCUAUCCUUCAUAGAAAAGCCGGAUGGGUCACGGUACAGUGGCAGCCAUUAUGAGCCCAUUGUGGCUGUGUAUGGCUCUUCUAAAUGCUUUCCGGAUCCCAUUUGAAAAAUGAUGAACAAAGAAAGUACAGAAAAAAAGUUUUUGUUGCUUUAUGCGUAAGAUUAUAGUGAUACGGUUUUCAUUUUGUCAAAUGUCAAAUUUUGUCAAAAGAGGUGUUAAUUUGUCAUUUAAAACUGAUACUAGAAAGCUUUCAUGCUUUUAAUUCAGAGUUGAGAUUUUUGACAGCCAUCGUGAUUCCACUUUCCCAACCUCCUUAACUGGGACAUUUUCAAACAUAUAAAGGAUUUAGAGCUGUUCAUGGUGGUUUAUUAUGUGUGUUCAGUCUAUCUCAUCAUUUCAGAGCUCUUCAUCUGUGCUGCGGUUUGUAAUACUGUAAUUGCCAUAUGUUAUCUGAUAUUUUCCCACAGUGUUCUUUGAUGAUGGAUGAUAGACAGUUCAAAUGUGUGAUUGUGAACUAAAUAUGUGGUUCUCAGAUCACUAUACAUUAGUAUGAAUGAAGCCUCAGCUGACCUAUUCAUUCUUCAACAUGUGUAUAGUGUUUCAGCCAAAAAUUCAUUAACUGAGGCAAAAUCAUUCUCGCAAUGAUUUUUCUCCUUUGGCUGAAAAUAAUGAAAAGAGGGUCAGUUCUGGGUGGCAAGAGUGAGCUUGAUUGUAUUUCUCAAUUUAACUCACUUCAAUAUUCAAUUUAAGAAUACUGACUGGUGCAAAAUUCAGUCACAAAAUGAAUAGAAAGAAUAAGAGCUUGUGUCUUGGAACUGUAGGUGAAGCUUUUGAACAAAUUGUUCUGGGACACUGAGGCCCCUGGCAGAUGUGUUACACCAUGAAUUUGUUGACAAGCUCCUAGAAUCUGCAUAUGAAUAAAUAAAAGGUAUUUAAUCUGGUUUAAUAAGCCUAGGCAUCCACAUGUGACCCACAGGGCACCCUUGUCCAAUCAGAUUUGAGCUUAGAGCCAGUAUGCAAAUAUCUGUCAUAAAUAUCCAUGCUAAGAUAUUUUUGUUUCAGGAUUAUUAGUAGUUAUUUUCAUGCCCCACUUCUGGGGCAACAGUAUUAAAAGGCGUGAUUUGCACCUAUAUCGUAAUGCAAAAUUUAAUAAAGGAGCGGAAACGCUAUAAUUUUGCCACAGGGAAUAGAAUAAUGAAUGUGUACUCUGGGUUGUUUGCGGCAUGUGAGAGAGCCAUGUGAUUGUUAAUACAGACACAUGUUGCUUAAUAUGUGUUAUGUUUUAUUCUAUAAAAGUAGUUGGGGAAAAUACGCAGUCAGGUCACUUUCCUAAUUUGCAAAGUAUCCGUGACCGAAUGUAGAUGUUUUUAGUUGUUUUAUUUGCAAUUCAGUUUGUGUAAUGGGCUGUAGAGGAUGAACGUCUUAUCCUUAUUUGUCCUAAAAUGUGAUGAUUUCUUAAAUCUGUGUCAAAGAUAGAUCUGUGAACCUCAGAGGGUUUCAAGCACAUGCAAAGAAAAAAAUAACCAGACAUAUACAGUACAAACGCAGAAACCCACAUCCGCCCAUACUUACAAAACCGUGAACUAAGAAGCCACUCAUAGUGUUAAACAGUAAUUUUAGUAGACAAACUCUUUCUUGCCAUGUGGACAAACACCAAAGGGGUGUCAUGUCACCUUUGCUAUUUUCUCAUUAGCAGAAACCAGCGGGGUUGAUGGUUUCUAACUCCAAGGUAAUUGCUUCAGUACCUCAAACCUUAUAUGAAAACAAUAAAGAAUAAAUGGAUUACA
Molecule: messenger RNA, 5661 nt
Organism: Ctenopharyngodon idella (grass carp)
Lineage: Eukaryota; Metazoa; Chordata; Actinopteri; Cypriniformes; Xenocyprididae
Gene: asic2
Product: acid-sensing (proton-gated) ion channel 2
Exons: 10
Coding region: 1586-3280 (564 amino acids)
Biological process (GO): sodium ion transmembrane transport
Cellular component (GO): membrane
Molecular function (GO): ligand-gated sodium channel activity
Source: RefSeq, a predicted model, not a curated record